This is a messenger RNA of Lagopus muta (rock ptarmigan), 2333 nucleotides long. It is a transcript of the gene FKBP5, whose product is annotated as FKBP prolyl isomerase 5. The coding region runs from base 16 to 1350 and encodes 444 amino acids. Gene Ontology annotation, molecular function: protein binding; peptidyl-prolyl cis-trans isomerase activity. Lineage: Eukaryota; Metazoa; Chordata; Aves; Galliformes; Phasianidae. The record is from RefSeq and is a predicted model, not a curated record. The transcript is spliced from 12 exons.
CACUGUGCUCACAAAAUGCUGCUGCGGAUGCUGUGCUGCUUCUGCCUGGGGACAAUGACAACUGACGAGGCCACCAAGCCUGAAGGUGAGGUGCAGGCAGCUGCGCUGGCGGAGCGUGGGGAGGACAUCACACCUACCCGUGACCGCGGCGUGCUGAAGAUCAUCAAGAGACCCGGGAACGAGGAUGAGUUCCCUAUGAUUGGAGACAAGGUGUAUGUGCACUAUAAGGGCAAGCUGUCCAAUGGCAAGAAGUUUGACUCCAGCCGCGACCGCAACGAGCCCUUUAUCUUCAGCCUGGGCAAGGGCCAGGUGAUCAAGGCAUGGGACAUCGGGGUUGCUACCAUGAAGAAGGGUGAGGUCUGCUACUUGCUGUGCAAACCGGAGUACGCCUACGGGGCUGCUGGCAGUGCUCCUAAAAUCCCCUCCAAUGCCACCCUUUUUUUCGAGAUAGAGUUGCUUGAUUUCAAAGGCGAGGACCUGUUUGAGGAUGGAGGGAUCAUCCGGAGGAUCAAGAGGAAAGGAGAAGGCUAUUCCAAUCCCAACGAAGGUGCUACAGUGGAAAUUCACCUGGAAGGGUUCUGUGGUGGAACCCGCUUUGACUGCAAGGAUGUGAAGUUUGUAGUGGGCGAAGGAGAGGACCACGACAUCCCUAUUGGCAUUGACAAAGCGCUGGAGAAGAUGCAGAGGGGAGAGCACUGUGUCCUCUACCUAGGGCCACGAUACGGCUUCGGCGAGGCAGGGAAACCCAAGUACGGCAUUCAGGCGAACGCUGAGCUGGUGUACGAGGUCACGCUGAAAAGCUUUGAGAAGGCCAAAGAGUCAUGGGAGAUGGACACCAAAGAGAAGCUGGAGCAGGCUGCCAUCGUCAAGGAGAAGGGGACAAUGUACUUCAAGGAAGGCAAAUACCUGCAGGCGGUGAUUCAGUAUGGGAAGAUUGUGUCCUGGCUGGAGAUGGAGUAUGGCUUGUCAGAGAAGGAGUCAAAAGCCUCCGAUUCCUUCCUGCUGGCUGCCUUCCUCAACCUGGCCAUGUGCUAUCUGAAGCUGCGCGAGUACACCAAAGCUGUUGAGUGCUGUGAUAAGGCGCUGGGGCUGGACCAGGACAACGAGAAGGGCUUGUACCGGCGGGGUGAGGCCCGGCUGCUGAUGAACGAGUUUGAGCUGGCAAAAUGUGACUUUCAGAAAGUGCUAGAGGUGAACCCACAGAACAAAGCAGCCAGGUCGCAGAUUGCCGUCUGCCAGAAGAAGACAAAGGAGCACAAUGAGCGGGACAGGAGGAUCUACGCCAACAUGUUUGCCAAGUUUGCUGAGAGGGAUGCAAAGUGUCUGAAAAUGAGGCGGUGGAAUAUGUGAGUGCAGUGGACAGGGAGCAGCUGUGGCCCAGCACCAGGAGGAAGCAGCCAGCAAAACCAGAGUAGAAAAAGAGGCAGCGACAGCAUCAUGUGAUGAAGGCAAAGAGACAGAGGGGCACGUAUGAUGGAGGAGGUGGCAGAAGGGCAAGCCUCCUGCCUUCAGCCUGUGCCAAGAACUUUGCCAGGACUCAGGACCUGCUGGUGUUUCCUUGUAAAGUUUGUUCCAGUUUGUGUGAUUGUGGAAGCAAAAGUGCCUCGCAGAGAUCAGACCAGCCCGGUGCUGCUGCCAGCUGCGAGCAGUUGGAUGGUGUGGGACCACCACCAGUGGAACAACCACCUUCGCAGGGGUGGGGGACAAAGAAAUCAAAGCUGGAACUCCUGGCUUCAGGAGGCUCACCUUGCUCUAUGUCCUCUGGGAGCAACUGGGAUGUCGAAGCAGUGUGGCAGGAUGCAACCAAGCCUUCCUCAUGCACUGCCUUCCUCCUCUUUCUUCUCACUGUAGGGCUGGGGGAGCUGCAACAGGGUGUCCGGACCCCACUGUGCUUACUGGUUGUGUUCCCUGUUCAAAUUUUUCAACAGAGGUUUCAUGGCCCAUAGGAACAAAAAUAAUUAAAAAAAAGAAAAAAAAAAAAAAAAAAGAAAAAAAAAAAAAAAAAGGAGAGAAGCAGUGGUCAGGGAGCAAAGGGGAGGUUCUUGUGGAACCGGUGCUGCACGGUGCCAUCCUCCAGCCAGCCCCGUGAGAAAGGAUGUGGGCACUGCCUGCAGAGAACAGCUUUCAAGUUUUUAUUUUUACUGUCUGGUCUUUGUAAUACCCAUUGGAAGCUGGAAAAUAGAGAACUGAAAAAAAAAAUAAAAAUUGGUUAAAAUAAAAAAGUGCUUCUCUGCUCCAUCCCAGAGGGGAUGCAGCAGUUUGAGUGUGUUAUGGAGUUAUUGCUGUCUUCUAGGCCUGGUCCUGCUUUGGAAAGCUGUUUGUAGUCCUGCUUU